Messenger RNA from Xiphophorus hellerii (green swordtail), 3139 nucleotides. RefSeq names its product HDGF like 2 (gene hdgfl2). The record is from RefSeq and is a predicted model, not a curated record. NCBI's taxonomy places the organism in Eukaryota, Metazoa, Chordata, Actinopteri, Cyprinodontiformes, Poeciliidae. The coding region runs from base 187 to 2172 and encodes 661 amino acids. The transcript has 16 exons. Gene Ontology annotation, molecular function: histone H3K9me2/3 reader activity; histone H3K27me3 reader activity.
CUCUACUGUUCUCGGAGUCUCUUCUCGCGUUAACGCCGAGCUCGGUUAGAAUGCAGCUAGCUCGUUAGUUGACUCCAUCGUUUCCAGGUUUCAUGUCAACCUGAAAACAUUAGACCAAGAGAGACACAAACAGCAAAUUGACAGCCGAACGCUUUUAAAACCCAGGCUGCACGGAGAGGUGGGACAAUGCCACACAACUUCCAGGCCGGAGACCUGGUCUUCGCUAAAAUGAAGGGAUACCCCCACUGGCCAGCUAGGAUUGAAGAUGUGGCUGAUGGAGCUGUGAAACCACCACCUAAUAAAAUCCCUAUUUUCUUCUUUGGGACUCAUGAAACAGCAUUCCUUGCAGCAAAAGACCUUUUCCCAUAUGAAAAGUACCGAGAGCGCUACGGCAAGCCCAACAAAAGGAAGGGAUUCAAUGAAGGUUUAUGGGAGAUCCAGAACAAUCCACAUGCCUCCUACAGUGCUCCACCUGCACAGGCUAGCUCAUCUGAUAGUGAGGGCAAUGAAGCAGCAGGAGGAGAAGGAGGGGGAAGUGACGAAGAGGAGGACGAAGAAGACGCUCCAGUUCCUCAAAAAGCCGACUCCGGCAGCGAGGACGAGUCAGAUUCUGGGAGUGACGACAGAGGGAGGGGAGGUGGGAUAAAGCGAAAGCCACAGGCUCCCAAGCGGCCUCCUCCUCCAAAAAAAGCGCGAGGCUCCUCCAGCGACAGAGACGAAGAGGAGAGCAGGUCUCCGUCUGAAUCAGAACCGACGGCUUCAGAGUCUGACUCUGGCAAAAACAGCGACAAGGAUUUUACUCCAGAGAAGAAAUCCGGUGGACGAGGAGGAAAGAAAGCCGGUGGCAGAGGGAAGAAGAAGAAAGGUUCUUCUGACUCAGAUUCAGAGUCGGGAUCAGGGUCAGAGAAGAAAGUCGCAGACAGCGACUCUGAGGACGAGAAGCCACGGCCGGCUCUGUCCGGCUCCGAGUCCCAGUCUGGCUCAAAGUCAGAGUCAGAGUCUGAUCCGCCUCCCCGCAAGGGCCCGCAGCCUCGCAAGAAAGAGAAAGCCGCUCCAAAGCCUCGAGCAAGAAAACCCAAACCUGCCCCAGCUAAACGAGCACCGUCAUCAUCCUCCGACAGCGACAGUGACAGUGAACCGGACCGCAUCAGUGAAUGGAAGAAACGAGAUGAGGAGCGCAGACGAGAGCUUGAGGAGCGGCGGAAAAAGGAGGAGGCUGAGGAGCUCCGCCGGCUACGUGAGAGAGAGAAGGAGGAGGAGGAGAAAAAGAAAAAAGACAAAGAAAAGGUCAAAAAAGAGAGUGAAAGUGACAGCAGUAGCAGCUCGGAUGAAGGUAUAGACGAUCAUCCGCUGAAGAAGUCCAAGAAACCGCCUCCGCCCCCGAUCCCCGCACCCUCUGACUCUGAUUCUCCACCUCCAGCAGAGGUGAAAAGAACAUCAAAGAAAGUAGACAAACAGAAGGCAAGAAUAAAGAAGGAGAAGGAAAGAAAAGAAAGAAAGGAGAAGGAGCUGAAAGAGAAGAAAGCCAGACGGGCGGAGGACAAGUCCAGAGCGAGGUCUAAGCCUGAAAAGCCCAAACGCCGAUCAGAGAGGCCACCUGAGAAGAAAGUGGAAAAGAAAAAAGAGCCAUCACCAGAGGAAAGGCUACAGAAACUCCACACAGACAUUAAAUUUGCACUUAAAGUGGACAACCCAGACAUUGAGCGUUGUCUAAAAGCGCUCGAAGAGCUUGAAGCUGUACCUGUCACCAGCCAGAUUCUCCAUAAAAAUGCUGAAGUUAUUGCCACACUAAAAAAGAUUCGGCGGUAUAAAGCCAGCACUGCAGUCAUGGAGAAGGCCAGCGAUGUCUAUAACAAGUUAAAACUUCGCUUCGUGGGAAAACCAGAGCUGCCAGCUAAGCCUCAAAUAGAGAACAAAGAAACGGAGAAUGAUGAAAAGCAGUCACAAAACACUGAAUCCACACCUGUGAAUGGGGAAUCGGAGGAGAAAAAAGAGAAUGCAGAGGAAGACGAAAAGCCCAAAUCGCCUCUGAAAGAGGAGAACAACGACGGCCAAAGUUCAAGUCCAAACAGGCCCAGUUCAGACAGCCCAGCUCCACAACAGACACCCACAUAUGAGGAAGCAGACGGUACCGUCUCAGCAGAGCCAGAACCGGCCGCUGUAGAAACCUAAAAGACUCUCUGCAACCACUGGCAGCGGACCAAGUGCUAAAAGACGGUGGCCUCUGCUUGACGAUCGGACGCCGCUCUUGGCUCAGCAGCAUUGCCACACGCACCCAGCAUUUCCUGCAGCACCUGUUACAAAAAUAGAUGAUGCUUUGGACUUUUUUGUGGUACACUGGUAUCAAGUCAGAAAGCCAUCCUCUCAGCCUGUUGGUCCAUUGUUUCUCACCGUUAAAUGAAAACUUUCUUUUUAUUGUUAAUGAAUUUCCUUCUCAUUUUGUUCAACGUUCAACUUAAACUCCAGCUCCUGCCUCGUCAUCCGUCUACUUUCAAACUGCCCACAUAUUAAAAGGAAAUCAUCUUUUUUUUUCUUUCUGUUUUUUUAGCUCUCGCAACCAGAAUGAAAUGGAACAAACUUAUUUUAAACAGAGACCGGGACGACUUGGAGAGAAAACUUUUUUCUUUUGUUCUCUAAGGACUUUUUGUGUAAACCCUUACAUCUGUUUGCUUCCUUUUAUAAAACCUGCCAAACAUCACCAAGGCCUCUUUUCUGUGUGUGGCAUUGCCAGAGUGGUACAGUCCUGUUUAUGAGUCUUCUGUGUUAACUAUUUAAAUAUCUGGUCUAAGUCCAGUUGAUACAGUCUGAAAUGUAAAGAGUCACUAAAAAUCUGUUUUUUAACUGAGGUCCACCUCCUUUUUAAUUGCCUUUGUUUUCAUAGGAUCACAGUUUUGUCUCUAAAAAUAAUUGCUGUGCAGUUAAGCACCAUACACUCUCCUCUGUAGUGUCUGCUUUCAAUGGAUCAUGAUGAAUUGGGGGAAAAAAACCUGAACGCUGCCCUCUGAAGCUAUUGAGAUCUCAUGUAGCUGCAGCCUAUUUUGACUUUUUUAUGUGCAUACAUCAUGUGUUUUUAGUGCUAUGUAAAUUGGUAAAGCAUUUCUAUAACGUAGUUGAGACUUGAAUAAAAAUCUCAGCAUGG